GGGCCACGUGACCUGUUGUCUCUUUCUCCUCUUCCUCCGUGCUCACGGUUCAGCAGCUAAGUGAAGCGUGCGCAGUGGAAUACAAGCAGUGAGCAUGUAGGGCCGGUGUGGCAGCGCCAUUACUGUGACGCCUGAACUCGACCGGGAGCGGCCUUUUCGCUGACUUGCUGGCGGGACAGCUGACGUCACGCGGCCUCCAUGGCGGCCGUUGACAGCUUCGACCUGCUGUACAGAGAGGUGUCGCGAUCAUGCGGCACAUACUCCGAGACCUUGGCUCUGGUGGGCGCUCUGUACGCCUCAUCCAGGGCGCUGUACCUGCUCAGAGACGGGUGCGCCAUGGUCCGGGUGCAUUUCCUGCCCAGGAUGAUCCAAACGACCAGGCUGACCCAGAUCUACGGAGGCUGGGCGGUCGUCAACGGUGCGACCGAGUCGGUGGCCAAAGCUUACGCAGAAGAGCUGGCCAAGCAGGGAGUCAGCGUCAUCUUCAUCUGUCAUGAUGGGGCCGGCGUGGGAGACCUUGCCGCCAGGCUGGCCCAGGACUACGGCGUGGAGACAGUGGUGGUCCUGGCCCACUUCUCCUUGGAUCCAGCAGCCGUCGAGCCAGUCCAAGAAGCUCUGCGGGGCAAGGACGUUGGUUUCCUAGUGAACUGUGUGGACGAGUCACUGGCCUCGCCUCACGCCUUCACAGAUAUACCAGAACAACGAGUCUUGGAUCUAGUGACCAAGAACAUCGGGGUGGCGACCCUGCUGGCGCGGCUGGUGUUGCCCAGUAUGUUGCGGCGUGGCAGAGGAGCCGUGGUCAACAUCUCGUCCGGGGCUUGUUGCAGACCGCUGCCUGGGCGAGUGACGCUCACCGCCUGCACGGGAUUUUUGGAUCAGCUCUCCAGAUCUCUGCACUUUGAGUACAGCGGUCGAGGACUCGUCAUUCAGAGUCUGAUUCCAUUCCAGGUCGCUACACCAUCCUCGCCGCUUGCUGAGAGCUGGCUGGUACCGAAGCCGGACGUCUACGCUCGUCACGCCAUCUCCACUCUGGGGGUCUCGCACAGGACCACCGGCUACUGGCCUCACACGCUGCAGCGUGGUCUGCUCCGCUGCGUCCCAGACUGGAUCUGGGUUCUGGGGUCUCGGGUCUUGGUCAGGAGCGGAGGCAGUUGAGUCACAUGAGGAGUCGUGAUCUUCAAAAUAAUCUGGACUUCUCCCUCUCCGAGACCGAGUAAUCUGUUUCACAGAGACUGGAAGUGUGUCAUUUAAAGCCAGAGAUUGGGGCUACAAUCCCGACUUUGUCUUCUGCUGCGGUGGCGUGUGACUCAUUGUGUCUCACUGUCAUCUCUGCUGGGUGAAGCCAGUUUCUGCCAAGCCUUGGCCUGCGGGUGAGGUGAGAUGAGAAGGCUCACAUUAAGUGUUACAUAAGAAGGCAAUAAACGUGAUUAUCUUUUCUUAUCGGUGGACUGGUUUCUGAUGAUCGAGCUCCUGCUACCUCAGCCUACCUGCUACCUCGGCCCUGAUUUCACAGCUGCGUUUGUACGCUGUUUUUUUCUUCUUGUUGUUGCUGCUCGACAUC
Molecule: messenger RNA, 1561 nt
Organism: Synchiropus splendidus (mandarinfish)
Lineage: Eukaryota; Metazoa; Chordata; Actinopteri; Syngnathiformes; Callionymidae
Gene: hsdl1
Product: hydroxysteroid dehydrogenase like 1
Exons: 5
Coding region: 199-1155 (318 amino acids)
Cellular component (GO): mitochondrion
Source: RefSeq, a predicted model, not a curated record